GGCAUGUCGGUCGUGGCAGGCUGGCUGUCACCGCUAGAAGUCUGCGUGUUGAUACUCCAUUAUUGUUUUUGCCGGACAUAUAAAGUGUGGCAGCCGCGGUUAGUGUAAAGUGGUCGGUUUACUUUCGGAAGUGCGCUACACCAUGCCGCCAACUAUACAGAAUGGUUCAACGAAUACCGCCGAGAAACGCCCACAGCGGCCGGCGGAGCGAAGGCCCGAGUUAAUGAUGCGCGUCAAAUACUGCAACAGUCUCCCCGAUAUCCCGUUUGAUCUGAAGUUCCUCGUGUAUCCGUUUGAAAACGAUCGGUUUAUCCAGUACAACCCAACGUCGCUGGAGCGGAACUACAAAUAUGAAGUCCUGACUGAGCACGAUCUUGGCGUCGGCAUCGAUUUGAUAAACCGCGAUAUCUACCACCCCGAUCCGUACGCCCAACUUGACCCGGCAGAUGAGAAGCUGCUCGAGGAAGAUGUUCAUACGCCUCAAGACUCCAUCCGUUCGCGCCAGCACUCGCGGGCCGUAUCAUGGUUGCGUAAAUCCGAAUAUAUUUCCACCGAACAGACUCGUUUCCAACCGCAAACAAUGGAGAAAGUGGAAGCCAAGGUGGGCUACAACGUCAAGAAGAGUCUUCGCGAAGAAACGCUCUACCUGGACCGAGACGCUCAGAUCAAAGCAAUCGAGAAGACAUUCGAGGACUCCAAGAAAGAAAUUUCAAAACAUUACAGCAAGCCCAACGUUGUUCCCGUGGAGAUACUUCCAAUUUUCCCCGAUUUCAAAAACUGGAAGUAUCCCUGUGCCCAAGUUAUUUUCGACAGCGAUCCUGCUCCGGUUGGCAAGAAUGUGCCAGCACAACUCGAGGAGAUGUCGCAAGCCAUGAUCCGUGGUGUGAUGGAUGAAAGUGGCGAGCAGUUCGUAGCCUACUUUCUGCCCACCGAGGACACACUCGAGAAGCGUCGUCGCGAUUUCGCCAGCAACAUUCUCUACGAAGACGAGGAGGAGUAUGAGUACAAGAUCGCCAGAGAGUACAAUUGGAAUGUGAAGAGCAAGGCGUCGAAGGGUUACGAGGAGAAUUACUUCUUCGUUGUUCGCCCCGAUGGCGUCUUUUACGAUGAACUCGAGACACGCGUGCGACUCAGCAAGCGUCGACAAAAGAUCGGACAGCAGCCGAACAAUACAAAGCUGGUGGUCAAGCAUCGUCCACUCGACGCAACCGAGCACCGCAUGCAACGCUACCGCGAAAAACAGCUGGAGCAGCCCGGCGACGAGGAUGACGAGGAGGAAAUGGAAGUCGACGCUGAUGAGGAAGAGGGCGAAGACAACCGCGAGGAUGAAAACAACCAGCAACAGCAAGAUGACGAGGAACGCGAACGAGACAGGCAGUCGCGGUCGCGCUCAAGAGGCAAAACCCGUUCUCCUUCGAACUCAGCAUCCCGAUCCAGGUCCCGUUCUCAGUCUUCCCGGUCACGCUCGCGAUCUCGAUCUCCAGCGAAAUCCAAGAGUCGAUCACGAUCCAAAUCGCGCCCCAAGUCCCGUUCCCGUUCCAGAGCAAAAUCACAAUCUCGAUCGCGUUCCCGUUCAGCUUCAGGUUCGCGUAGCCGGUCCCGCUCGAAGACCAAAUCGCCCUCACGUUCACGAAGUCGCACCCAUUCACCCUCAAAGUCGCGAUCAGUUUCGCGGUCACGUUCUCGUUCGCGUAGUGCAUCGCAUUCACCGUCCCGAUCUAAGUCAGGAUCCCGAACACCAUCACGAUCUCGUAGCCGGUCCAAGUCAAAGUCCGCAUCGCGAUCACGCUCCCGUUCGGCUUCUGGCUCACGUACUCCAUCACGUUCUAGAUCAGGCAGCAGAACGCCAUCGCACUCACGUAGCGCAACACCCUCGGGAAGUGGAUCUGAUGAGGAGUAGGCACGAAGAAUACAUAAUUUUAGCUGACCGUUAUAUGUGUAUGUAAAUAAGAAAUAAAUUUAGGAAAAAA
Molecule: messenger RNA, 1970 nt
Organism: Hermetia illucens (black soldier fly)
Lineage: Eukaryota; Metazoa; Arthropoda; Insecta; Diptera; Stratiomyidae
Gene: atms
Product: RNA polymerase II-associated factor 1 homolog
Exons: 2
Coding region: 143-1900 (585 amino acids)
Biological process (GO): transcription elongation by RNA polymerase II
Cellular component (GO): Cdc73/Paf1 complex
Molecular function (GO): RNA polymerase II complex binding; chromatin binding
Source: RefSeq, a predicted model, not a curated record